AUGACGGCAGUGGAGCGUCUGCUGGGUCAAAGGAAAAAGUGGAUGCAGCAGCAUAAGCAAUUUCUGUUCUAUCUCUGCUGCGAGAGCUCUGUAUCGACCCCAGCCUUAGCUGAGCAGUUUCCCGACAACCCACCUUGCAUUGAGGACACCAUGCAAAGCCUCAAGAACCUGACAGCAGAGCCAAGGAAGGAAUCAAGGAGGACGCAGACCUCCCCAGGACACGGUGGAAUGACCCGUCGGAAAGCAGUGAACCUGACAGACAUCAAGGUGAAUGACACGCAGGAGUUCAUUCGGAUGAAACCCCACCAGGAAGGCAGCCUGGAAGACAUGUGGCAGGUCAGGGCCAGCUGUGAAUCGGGUCGAAUUGUGGCUCUGAAGUGCUCAGAGUGUGGGCUGCACCCCGGUGCUGCGUGUGUGGUUGGGGGGACAGCCGUAUCCCCUGGGCGCUGGCCCUGGCAGGUGAGCCUGUACCACGGCUCCCAGCACCGCUGCGGAGGCUCCGUGCUGGCGUGCGAGUGGAUCGUCACGGCGGCUCACUGCGUGCACAGUUACAGGCAGCUCCAAGCCUCCACCUGGCUGGUUUUCGCAGGCUUUACCACCCAUGGCUUGAUCAAGGAGGAGGCGGGGGUAUCAGUAAAGAAAAUAAUUUACCACCUGCUUUAUAAUGACAGUAGCCUCGACUACGACAUUGCUCUGAUGAAGCUCCAAGUCCCCCUGAAUUUCUCAGAUGCUAUCCGUGCUGUGUGCCUGCCACCCCCCCAGCAGCACCUCUUCCAAGGCACGCAGUGCUGGGUGUCCGGCUGGGGCUAUACCAGACCAGACCAAGCACAGGUCACCGAGACACUGAAGGAAGCACUCGUUCCCUUAAUCAGUACCAAGACGUGCAAUAGUUCGUGCGUGUACGCAGGCGAGCUGACUGCCAGGAUACUGUGUGCCGGCUACCUGCACGGGAAAACAGAUGCGUGCCAGGGCGACAGCGGGGGCCCCCUGGUUUGCCAGGAUGAAUUGGCAUGGCGCUUAGCAGGCAUCGUGAGCUGGGGCCGGGGCUGUGCGGAACCCAACCACCCUGGGGUUUACACCAAUGUGGCUCAGCUCCUGCCAUGGAUUUAUCGCACCACUGAGAUCUACUAG
This is a messenger RNA of Opisthocomus hoazin, 1131 nucleotides long. Lineage: Eukaryota; Metazoa; Chordata; Aves; Opisthocomiformes; Opisthocomidae. The record is from RefSeq and is a predicted model, not a curated record.